AUGUGGACGCUCGGACCCCGCUGGGCUGCCGGCCUCCUGUCCCGCUCGGCGCUCCGGGGCUCGGCCCGGACCCAAGCUGGGACCCUGCGGCCGGCGAGGAGCAUCGCACUGGGCGGCCGCCGAUCCCUGCUCGCCAGGGCCGCCGUGGCCUGCGCGCCCCGCCGGGCGGGUUUGAGCCUCUACUGCCUCAACCAGAUUCUCUGUGUCAAAAAACAGAAUGUCUGUUUGAUGAACUUGAGGACAACAGGAAGUUUGGGCAACCCAGGCUCCUUGGAUGAGUCCACCUAUGAGCGGCUGGCCGAGGAGACCCUGGACGCCUUGGCAGAGUUUUUUGAAGACCUUGCAGACAAACCUUACACGUGCGAAGACUAUGAUGUCUCCUUUGGGAGUGGUGUUUUAACAAUCAAACUGGGUGGAGAUCUAGGGACCUACGUGAUCAACAAGCAGACCCCGAACAAGCAAAUCUGGUUGUCUUCGCCAUCCAGUGGCCCCAAGCGCUACGACUGGACUGGGAAGAACUGGGUGUACUCCCACGACGGCGUGUCCCUCCACGAGCUGCUGGCCGCGGAGAUGACGAAAGCCUUCAAAACCAAGCUGGACUUGUCUUCUCUGGCCUAUUCUGGAAAGGACACUUGA
Molecule: messenger RNA, 636 nt
Organism: Pipistrellus nathusii (Nathusius's pipistrelle)
Lineage: Eukaryota; Metazoa; Chordata; Mammalia; Chiroptera; Vespertilionidae
Source: the annotation of a GenBank genome assembly